Molecule: messenger RNA, 1089 nt
Organism: Myotis myotis
Lineage: Eukaryota; Metazoa; Chordata; Mammalia; Chiroptera; Vespertilionidae
Gene: LSM10
Product: LSM10, U7 small nuclear RNA associated
Exons: 2
Coding region: 305-676 (123 amino acids)
Biological process (GO): mRNA 3'-end processing by stem-loop binding and cleavage
Cellular component (GO): nuclear body; cytoplasmic U snRNP body
Molecular function (GO): U7 snRNA binding; histone pre-mRNA DCP binding
Source: RefSeq, a predicted model, not a curated record
UGAAGCUAAGUGGCUUGGGAGAGGUCUCCCUUCCGGAAAGCGGCAGAGCCCGUCCUAAAGCCCAUGCCUGACUGCAGUCACUGUGCAGCCCGGGCGUGUGUGCUCGGGCGCAUGCUCCUGGCCAUGCUCCUGGCGAAGCUGGUGGGAUGCUAGCCCCUCUCCGCCCAGCUCCAAGCCCAUCUCCUCUGCGGCGUGGGCUGGCUUGCCGCACAGUGCCACCCUGUCCAGCCCUGUCGGGAUCCUGAGCGAGGUCUUAAAGUUCCACCACCUUCCACUCAGAGUCUGAAUCCAGCAGUGUGGGAAAAUGGCGGUGAGCCACUCGAUGAAGGAACGGACGAUCUCCGAGAACAGCCUGAUCAUCCUGCUGCAGGGCCUGCAGGGCCAGGUGACCACUGUGGACCUGCGGGAUGAGAGCGUGGCCCACGGACGCAUAGACAACGUUGAUGCUUUCAUGAACAUCCGCCUAGCCAACGUCACCUACACGGACCGUGACGGGCGUCAGGCUGAGCUGGAUGACCUCUUUGUAACAGGCCGAAACGUCCGUUAUGUCCACAUCCCAGAUGACGUGAACAUCACCGAGACCAUUGAGCGGCAGCUGCAGAUCAUCCAUCGUGUGCGCCACUUUGGCAGCCUGGGGCAAGGCCGGCGGGAAUUUCCCACCAAAAAGCACAAAUGAGCCUGUCCCUUCGGCAAGCCCUAGUCACCACUCAGGUUCCUCCAGAGUUCUACUGAGCCAACUGCCUGCCAUCCAUCCCUGCCCAGAACCUGGGAAGGGAGCAGGGCCAGCCCAGAAACUGGUAUCUGGCAGACAACACCUAUCACAGCUGCCUUUCACAGGGUUACACCUCCCAGACUCACCCUGGGAUGCACAAUCCUGUUUAUCUGUGGCCUUGGGGUAGAUGAUAAUACCCCCUUUUGACCAUUUGCAUCUGAGUCGAUGAUUUACUGAUUCAGGGAAUCUGUCCAAUUGUUUUCAACCCUCUCCCGGUGAGGAUUAUUAAAUGUGCUCAACCUCGGCCACCCUAAGUGUCCCCAGUUUUCUUGCAGUUGUGUCUUUUUUCUCAUAAAAUUAAACUUAGACAAAAACAA